AUGGCAUCACCUGCAUCAGAUAGUCAAAAGAGAAAGGGUCCUAUGAGACCAACAAAAAGUGUAGGAGUAGAUUUUGAUGACAAGCCAUUAUGGAAUCAUACAAAAGCAAUUUCAACUGCUUUCAAUGGUGGUAGAAAUAGAACAUGGUCUUGUAACUAUUGCAAUAAACAAGUUUCUGGAUCAUAUAAUAGAGUUAAAGGACAUCUCUUAAGAUUAUCAGGUGAUGGAGUUCAAAUAUGCAGCGAAGUUCAAGGUGGAGAUCAAUUUGAUGUUGACGAGACAAUUGAUAGUUUAACCGAGCUAUCAACUGACGAGCCUCAAUUGGAAGGUGUGGACUUUGAGGAAGAAUUUGAAAAUGUAGAAUAA
Capsicum annuum is the source of this 366-nucleotide messenger RNA. RefSeq lists its product as uncharacterized. NCBI's taxonomy places the organism in Eukaryota, Viridiplantae, Streptophyta, Magnoliopsida, Solanales, Solanaceae. The transcript has 2 exons. Bases 1 to 366 code for a protein of 121 amino acids. The record is from RefSeq and is a predicted model, not a curated record.